AUGUCUGCCCCUGCCGUUGCCCAACAUCAUCAUCGUGGGUCGGAUCCCAACAACAACAACACGGCGGAGUACCUCAACCCGCUGGAGCUGCAGUGGGAGCGGGCGGAGGAUCUUCUCGCCGACGGCAAACGCGCCGAGGCCCGCCGGGUGCUGGAGGCCCUCGUCACCACCGCCGUGGAGGCCGACGCGGUGGAGGAGCUGCGAGUGAAGGAGCGGGCGGUGUAUCGCCUCGCCGAACUCCUCAGCGUCGAGAAGGAUGUGGAGGCCCUCUUGCAGCUGCCAGCCUCCGUGCGGCCCUUCUUUGCGCAACUGCCAAAGGCGAAAACAACACGAAUGGUGCGGAAGUUGUUUGAUCACAUUCUCACCAGCGGCGCCCCACUCGAACGACAAAUGGAAGUUUGUCAUGAAAUGAUUGCAUGGGCUCGACGGGAACGACGUACAUUUCUGCGGCAACGUUUACAACACCGAUUGGCGGAAUUGCAAUUCGCCCAACACGCACCGCAGGAUGCCUUGUCGACAUUACAACCACUCCUACGAGAAGUACGUCGAUUAGAUGAUCGUGCACUUCUUUUGGAUAUUCAUUUACUUGAAAGUCGUAUUUACUUCGCCGUACAUAAUAUCAGUAAAGCACGUGCCGCUCUUGUGGCUGCACGUACGAAUGCCAACAGCAUUUAUUGUCCACCACUCGCACAGGCGGAGAUUGAUCUUCAAAGUGGUGUCCUACAUGCAGAGGAACAUGAUGCCAAGACUGCCUUUUCAUACUUAUAUGAAGCCUUUGAAGGAUUUCAUCAACUCGGAGAUCAAGCACGACAGGCACGUAAAGCUUUACAUUAUAUGAUUCUUGCAAAAAUUGCGACAGAUACUCCAGAUGAACUUUCAGCCCUUUUAAGUUCAAAGAAUGUAUUGGAAUACAGAGGAAGUGAUAUGGAUGCCUUACGAGGAGUGGCAGAUGCAUAUAAUGCCCAGGAUACACAUUUAUUUAAUCGUAUCAUGCAAGAAAAUCGAGGGGCGGCAUUUCUUGAAGAUGAUGUUUUACAAAGAAGACUAACAGAGAUGUAUAAUAGUCUUUUGGAACGUCAUUUACUGAAAUUACUGGAACCCUACAGUCGUGUACAGAUUUCUUAUCUUGCGGAAUUGUUAAAAUUGGAUGUGGAUGCGGUGGAAUCACAUGUAUCUCAACUCAUUCUGGAUAAAAAAUUGGCUGGUAUUGUGGACCAACAGCAUCAAUGUGUGGUGAUAUUUGAUGAACAGGAUGAGAAACGAGCCAAAGCCCGAAAAGAAGAAGCCGCAGCGGCUGGAAAUAAAGAAGCAGCAGGAGGAGGAGCCGCAUCCUCUUCCUCAGCAGCAACACCAGGAAUGCCAGCAAUGGAAGGAGAAAAAGAGAGUACAACAUUAUAUCAAGAUGCCCUCACAGCAUUAGAAAAGUAUGAUCGUCUUGUGACUGCCUUGUUUGAUAAGGCAAAUGGAAAAUUUGAUGCUCUUGUGGAGGAAAAUAUGGCGAAGCGUACGGCAGGAAGAAAGGAUGAUAAGAAUAGUAAAAAGAAGAACGAUUCCAACACAGAUGAAAAGGGAAAUGAGGGAAAAGAUAAAAAGAACACCAACAACAACAAUAGGAAUAACAAGGAUGAUAACACUAGUGGUAGCAAUAAUAACAACAACAAGAGUAGCAGCAGUAAAGAUAAGGAUAACAAGAAAAAUGAUAGUUAA
Messenger RNA from Trypanosoma theileri, 1707 nucleotides. RefSeq names its product proteasome regulatory non-ATPase subunit 6. The record is from RefSeq and is a predicted model, not a curated record. Lineage: Eukaryota; Euglenozoa; Kinetoplastea; Trypanosomatida; Trypanosomatidae. The transcript has a single exon. Gene Ontology annotation, molecular function: structural molecule activity. Gene Ontology annotation, cellular component: proteasome regulatory particle, lid subcomplex. The coding region runs from base 1 to 1707 and encodes 568 amino acids. Gene Ontology annotation, biological process: ubiquitin-dependent protein catabolic process.